Molecule: messenger RNA, 510 nt
Organism: Fraxinus pennsylvanica
Lineage: Eukaryota; Viridiplantae; Streptophyta; Magnoliopsida; Lamiales; Oleaceae
Source: the annotation of a GenBank genome assembly
AUGGGAUUCUGCAAUUUUCAUCCCAAAGAAGAAGUUGUAGGGGUCUGUGCCUUGUGCUUGAAUGAAAGGCUUCAAAUUUUAGCUUCAAAAAAUGGCUAUCUUCACGGAACUUACAGUCACAAAAAGACUCGGAUACCCCUGCCAAAGAUUUUUGCUUUAAGCAAUCUGUUCAAUCGACUUGAUAUUGGACAGCAGAAAUCUGAGGGUAAUUUUGGCAGUUCGUCUAUCAGUCAAGAAGACUCUUUCAUAUCAAUCAAGUUUGAAGAUAAUGGUGAAAUUUCUCAGAACCAAAAAUGGAGAAAGCCUAGUGACAAGAUCAACAGUGUAGCUUUAGAGCAAUCAAAACCGCCCGCGGCGCUGAGGUGGCAAAAGCGGAUUGGCAACCUGUUCCAGCUCAUCAAAUGGAAGAGGUCCAGCAAAGGAAAUGUGUGCCACAUGGCCACUAAAUUAGACAGGUCAAAGAUUAGAUAUGGAUGGAUGAGGACAUUGAGAAAGAGGAUUAAAGAAUAA